GCAGCCUACAUGGUGUCAUUGUUAUCGAUCGUGUCAUGGGACAUCACCCCACCCCCGUCACAGUUCCAAGCAAUAACCGCAAAUAUGCGAUGAGAGAGAGAGAGAGAGAGAAAGCUGCAUCGGCCUAUCAGUCACAAAUAGAUCGGGCAAUCGCGUUUAAUCGUUUCGUUCAUGUUGGACCAGGUGUAUCGAUCCCAACCGGUCCGAAGAGAAAGUUGGCCUAUCAGUCACAAAUAGAUCGGGCAAUCGCGUUUAAUCGUUUCGUUCAUGUUGGACCAGCUUUCACGGGAGACUCAACUGAGUCACCCGUUUAUGAUGUCCUGCAACUGAAUGUGCUGCACACAGACCGCCUCAUGAUUCAGUUGGUAGGAUAUUCGAGAUAUCGCAGUAUAUUUUCACAAAGGAAACUACUCACAAGUUUGCUGAAAACUCUUCGACAGUCCACGACCGGUUUCUCCCUUCUUGGGCUGUCGAAAAGUCUUCAACAUCACAAAUUCCUUCAUUGGAAUUUAGCUUUCACGGGAGACUCAACUGAGUCACCCGUUUAUGAUGUCCUGCAACUGAAUGUGCUGCACACAGACCGCCUCAUGAUUCAGUUGGUAGGAUAUUCGAGAUAUCGCAGUAUAUUUUCACAAAGGAAACUACUCACAAGUUUGCUGAAAACUCUUCGACAGUCCACGACCGGUUUCUCCCUUCUUGGGCUGUCGAAAAGUUUUCAGCAACUGAAUGUGUUGCACCAGGCCGCCUCAUGUUUCAGUCGCUACGAUAUUCGAGAUAUCGCGAUAUAUGUAUAUGUUUGUAAUGUACUACUCAUAAGGUUGCUAAAAUUCCUCGGAACGGUAAACUUGGGGGGGGGGGCGAGAUGGCCCAAGUGGUUAGAACGCGGAUUUACUGACCGGAAGGCUCGUGGUUCGAACCCGAUCUCUGCCUCUCGACUUCCCCUGUUUCGGCUUGGGCCACUUGGCACGAUAUUCGAGAUAUCGCAGUAUAUUUUCAUAAAGGAAACUACUCACAAGGUCGCUGAAAACUCUUCUACAGCCCACGACCGGUUUCGCCCUUCUUGGGGCUCAUCAGUUAGUUUCCUUUAUGAAAAUAUACUGCGAUAUCUCGAAUAUCGUGCCAAGUGGCCUGUGUGCAGCACAUUCAGUCGUAGAAUAUCAU
Messenger RNA from Opisthorchis viverrini, 1161 nucleotides. RefSeq lists its product as hypothetical. The annotation marks the transcript as partial. The transcript is spliced from 6 exons. NCBI's taxonomy places the organism in Eukaryota, Metazoa, Platyhelminthes, Trematoda, Opisthorchiida, Opisthorchiidae. The record is from RefSeq and is a predicted model, not a curated record.